CCUUUCUCGACUCUCGCAAUUGACGUCUUUCUCGCUUGGACGGCUUGCUGGCGAUAAGGGACCCUCCAGUUUCGUCAUGAGGACACAUUUGGAACGCUAGCCGGAUACACAGGACCUCCCCUUCCACUUCCACCAACUCCCUCGAGAACCCACGACUUCUUUAUUCGUAGCGCAGGUAAUUCGCUCCUGUCCAUUUUGUCUAGAAUGGGCGUCCCGGAACCCAAAUAUGCCUUGAGCGGCCAUUGCUCCGUCAUACACAAUAACACGCUUUAUGUUUAUUCGCCUGCCGGAUUCCAGUCAUUGGCCUUGGAAGAAGGGGCGGAAUGGGAGCAACUCCCCAUGGACAUUUCCCUAACCGGGGCACUGUGUGUCAAGGCGGUGCCAGGUGGGAACAAAGAGGCGGCGAGGCUCUACAUUGUAGGAGGAUCCGUGAACGCGACUGCUGCAUCGUGGGACUACCCGGGCUUGAUGCACUACACGUUCGCUGAGAAGAAAUGGGACUGGGUUCGCCCCGAGACAUUUGUUACGCAAAACCGACAGAAUCAUGCUGCCGCGUACAUUGAUGAUAUUCGGUCUAUCCUAGUGUAUUCGGGAUCCCAGAUCACCGGCGACAAUGGCCCUUCGUCGCAAACCUUCCUCAUUUCAACAGAGCCGCCUUUCAAAAUAAAGAGCUCGCCUUCAAAUGAUGCACCACCGGCUGUCCGCCCACUUCUUCUCCCAUGGGACGAGAAGAGCGCCGUCAUGCUCGGCGGAGGACCCCAAAACACCGCAGUCUUCCUAUUCAGCUCUCAAGGAGGCUGGCGGAAUCUCGGUGUUACCCUCACGGAGCCCUUCACAAAUCAAGAUACCGAACAAUGCACUUUGGUAUCCGGAGAUGACGGGAGCAAGGUCUUGGAGAGGUUCGAUAUGGGGGCGACACCCAACAGAGUCUCACGCAUUGCCCUCCUCAAUCAAGGCGGAACCAUUGCUGCCCCCGGAACGACCGUUGGGGAUAAGGCCAAGCGACUUACCAUCAGUGACUGGCCAGCGUACAAUGGUACACUUGCUCCAACCGUGACGCGCGCAGGAUUCUCUAUUGCGCAGGAUGAUGACGGUGUCGCAGUUAUUACUGGAGGAAACCCGGUGGAUCCGUUGUGCAUAUUCGAUCAACGCGCGAACGAGUGGGUGAACGCAACGCAACUCUUUGCAGGAGAUCAACUGGUAAUCCAAUCGAGUCCCUCGUCCACAGUAUCGACAGGAACCCCAACCGCGACGGAACCCCCCGCGGCCUCAUCUUCUGGCGUCGGGGCAGCAGCAGCAGCGGUACCUGACAGGAAGGCGAGAAUGCUCACUGUACUCGGCGCUACGUUGGGAGCAAUAUGUGGCCUUGCGGCACUUCUGAUACUGUUUCUCCUGUGUCUUAAACGCAGCAAAGCAAAGAAGAGGAGGGAGAUCCAGUCCGCCUAUAUUGAGAAAGAUCGCCUCAGCUUUGCCGACCGUGGUGCGCAUUUCAUGAGUGAGGCCGGAGGGUCCGUAGGCCGCCAAUUCUCCGCCUCUCAAACUUCGCUGGCCAUCAUAUCUGGACAUCCCGCAACAAAUCACAAGAGAGGGUUGGGACCAUUGGGUAGUGACGCGAGUACGGCGGGGUUGAUCUCAAAGAAGAGUCCACUAGCCUACUCUGAGCCUGUUGAGCUGUCCAAGUUUGACCUCAAACCGGAGCCUAUCGGAGAGGAGAAGAUUGUUCGACAGAACUCUGGCCGUAACCCGCCGCGAGGGGGAGCGCAUACGGGGCGGAGUCGAAGUUCUGGUUGGAGCAAAUACUUUACCAAUAAUGAGGCCACCAACCUUGCGCAGCCUUCGAAUCGGUCGACUUUCGCAUCCGAGCGAACAAGUACAGGGAGUCAAUCCAACUACACCGAUUCCCGGAUGCUGUCGCACAUGGUACCUCCUCUCGAGAUACCGAAAUUCGAGAAUCAGCGCGUCAGCAGAGUCCCGACCGGAAGCCCAACCCUGGGUCACUCGCAAGAAAACCUGCCGGCAGAGCCCAUGCAAGCGGAACUGGGACGAGCAAACUCAAAUUCGAGCACGGGAUCGCGACGUAGCCAGGGUGACUAUUACCAUCGCGCCCCUGUUGAGUCGUGGACCCCUGUGGGUGCGCAGGAAAGGCCGCCCAGCAGUACCUAUACGGAUAGCAUGGUCGGCGACAUCCACCUUCGAGACGGCACAAGCUCCUACUACCCCGACGGAGCCAGCUCCUUCUAUCCAAAGAGUAACUACAGUUCCUUCUAUCCAGGCCAAACGCCGUUACACCCACCCGAAGGGCGUGAGAGCACCGUCACCGUCUUCCCCGGUGGACAACCAGGGGGCAACGGCUUCGCGUCCUAUCCCGCGAAUAGCCACGGUUCGGGUUUCAACUUGCCACCCAGGAUCGGCAACCCGGAGGAUCGCGAGAGCACUGUCACUGUUUUCCCUCGCGGGGUGCCAGAGCGGCCAUCCAACAACGCGCAGCAAGACAUGUCUUGGUUGAACCUGGGCGCUGGGAAGUAAGGGACCCGGUUGCAAUGAGCCUGCGUUUCUCUGUGCGGCCCGCGAGGCAUGUCUGGCGCUCUGGACCAUGCAACCCUUUCUCACUGCAUCCUCUUGUCCCCCUU
Molecule: messenger RNA, 2630 nt
Organism: Westerdykella ornata
Lineage: Eukaryota; Fungi; Ascomycota; Dothideomycetes; Pleosporales; Sporormiaceae
Exons: 1
Coding region: 205-2526 (773 amino acids)
Molecular function (GO): protein binding
Source: RefSeq, a predicted model, not a curated record